UUAAGUCCCAGGUUCUCUCUCUCUCUCUCGCAGAGAGUUCACGAUCCAGCGAGUGCGAAGCCCCAUUCGAUCCAUUGACGCGUCGUCGGCGAUCAACCGGAGGACGAUGAUCGACGCCGGCGCCGAAGACGAAGAGAAAUGGCUGGCCGAAGGCAUCGCCGGCAUCCAGCACAACGCGUUCUUCAUGCAUCGUGCUCUGGAUUCGAACAAUUUGAAGGAUGCGCUCAAGUUCUCCGCCCAGAUGCUCUCCGAGCUCCGCACCUCCCGGCUCUCUCCCCACAAGUAUUACGAGCUAUAUAUGCGGGCGUUUGACGAGCUGAGGAAGGUGGAGAUGUUCUUCAAGGAGGAGACUAAGCGGGGCUGUUCCGUGAUUGAUCUGUAUGAGCUUGUACAGCAUGCUGGGAACAUCUUGCCCAGGCUGUACCUUCUUUGCACAGUGGGAUCUGUAUAUAUAAAAUCGAAAGAAGCCCCUUCGAAAGAUGUCCUGAAAGACCUUGUAGAAAUGUGUCGGGGCAUUCAACAUCCUGUUCGCGGACUUUUCUUAAGGAGCUACCUCUCUCAAAUCAGCCGGGACCAGUUGCUUGAAAUUGGUUUGCAGGAUGAGGGGGACGCUGAAAAUGUUAAUGAUGCUGUUGAAUUUGUGCUUCAGAAUUUCACAGAAAUGAAUAAGCUCUGGGUUCGAAUGCAGCAUCAGGGACCUGCACGGGAAAGGGAGAAACGUGAGAAAGAAAGGAGCGAACUUCGAGAUCUUGUUGGAAAAAAUCUUCAUGUUCUCAGCCAGAUUGAUGGUGUUGAUCUUGAUAUGUACAAAGAUAUUGUUCUUCCUAGGGUAUUGGAGCAGAUUGUCAAUUGUAAAGAUGAGCUGGCUCAAUAUUACUUGAUGGAUUGUAUAAUUCAAGUCUUUCCGGAUGAAUACCACUUGCAGACUCUUGAAACAUUGUUAGGGGCAUGCCCUCAGCUUCAGCCAACUGUUGACAUUAAGACGGUAUUGUCCCAGCUUAUGGACAGAUUAUCAAAUUAUGCUGCCUCAAGCCCAGAAGUGUUGCCAGAAUUUUUGCAAGUUGAAGCAUUUGCUAAAUUGAGCAAUGCCAUAGGAAAGGUCAUAGAAGCCAAUGCUGAUAUGCCAGUUGUUGGAGCUAUAACUUUAUAUGUGUCCCUUCUCACAUUUACUCUCCGCGUCCAUCCAGAUAGGCUUGAUUAUGUGGAUCAAGUGCUUGGGGCUUGUGUUAGGAAACUUUCGGGCAAAGCCAAGCUUGAGGAUAGUAGAGCGACAAAACAAAUUGUUGCCCUUUUAAGUGCACCCUUGGAGAAGUAUAAUGAUAUUGUCACUGCAUUAAAUCUUUCUAACUACCCCCGAGUAAUGGAUCAUCUUGAUAAUGCCACAAAUAAAGUCAUGGCAGUGGUUAUUAUUCAGAGCAUCAUGAAAAAUGCCACUUGCAUAUCUACUUCUGAUAAGGUGGAAGCUCUAUUUGAGUUGAUAAAAGGGCUUAUAAAGGAUGUGGAUGGGUCGGCAGAAGAUGAGCUUGAUGAAGAGGAUUUCAAAGAAGAGCAAAAUUCUGUAGCUCGUCUAAUUCAUAUGUUGUAUAAUGAUGAUCCUGAAGAGAUGCUACAGAUUAUAUGUACCGUGAGGAAACAUAUUCUUCUUGGGGGUCCAAAACGGCUUCCAUUCACUGUACCAUCUCUUGCAUUUUCUGCUCUCAAGUUGGUCCGGCGCUUGCAAGGUCAGGAUGGAGAUGUGGCUAGUGAAGAGGAGCCUGCAACACCAAAAAAGAUCUUUCAGAUAUUACAUCAGAUUAUUGAGGCGUUAUCAUCUGUUCCUUCACCAGAAUUGGCCCUGAGACUCUACUUGCAAUGUGCAGAGGCUGCUAAUGAUUGUGAUCUUGAACCAGUUGCAUAUGAAUUUUUCACUCAAGCAUUUAUACUAUAUGAAGAAGAAGUAGCAGAUUCGAAAGCACAGGUGACUGCAAUCCACUUAAUCAUUGGUACUCUCCAGAGGAUGAAUAUUUUUGGUGUUGAGAAUCGAGAUACACUAACACAUAAAGCCACUGGGUACUCCGCAAAAUUACUAAAGAAGCCUGACCAGUGCAGAGCAGUUUAUGCUUGUUCUCACCUUUUCUGGGUUGAAGAUCAGGAUGGCAUCAAAGAUGGGGAAAGGGUCCUCCUCUGCCUGAAACGGGCUUUGCGGAUUGCAAAUGCUGCUCAACAGAUGGCUAACGUAACACGUGGCAGCAGCGGACCGGUCACAUUGUUUGUCGAAAUCCUUAACAAGUAUCUAUAUUUCUUCGAGAAAGGGAACCCCCAGAUCACAACCGCUGCCAUCCAAGGUCUGAUCGAAUUGAUCACAACUGAAAUGCAAAGUGAAAAUGCAACAACAGACCCAGCAGCAGAUGCUUUCUUUGCCAGCACUCUUCGGUACAUUCAGCUCCAGAAGGAGAAAGGCGGGACGAUUGGUGAAAAAUAUGAACCAAUAAAAGUAUAGUAUCUCAUAAUUCGGGCGAAAAGCAUAUAUCAUUAGUUUCAGGAGAAUGGAAGACUUGCACCAUGAACUCUUCUCUUUCAUCCAAUUCAAAUAAACCAUUGUAAAUGAGCUAUCAUCUAUCACUUGUAAUCUCCAAGUGUAUUGCAUUCACUUAAUAGGUUGUCAGAAAAAAGAGCCCAUCAUCUUUGGAAGUUUUGAUAACAGUUUGUUAGAUUGAGACCAUUUAGCAGUCAUGUGAUUUGUGUCACCGUUUGUAUUUUUCCACUCUGGUUUCUGUUAACACUUUAAAAAAAAAAAAGAUUUUCAUUA
Molecule: messenger RNA, 2788 nt
Organism: Dioscorea cayenensis subsp. rotundata (Guinea yam)
Lineage: Eukaryota; Viridiplantae; Streptophyta; Magnoliopsida; Dioscoreales; Dioscoreaceae
Product: vacuolar protein sorting-associated protein 35B-like
Exons: 22
Coding region: 107-2479 (790 amino acids)
Biological process (GO): intracellular protein transport; retrograde transport, endosome to Golgi
Cellular component (GO): retromer, cargo-selective complex; retromer complex; late endosome
Source: RefSeq, a predicted model, not a curated record